Messenger RNA from Fusarium musae, 1845 nucleotides. RefSeq lists its product as uncharacterized. The record is from RefSeq and is a predicted model, not a curated record. Gene Ontology annotation, cellular component: membrane. Bases 1 to 1845 code for a protein of 614 amino acids. Gene Ontology annotation, biological process: amino acid transmembrane transport. Gene Ontology annotation, molecular function: L-amino acid transmembrane transporter activity. The transcript has 8 exons. Lineage: Eukaryota; Fungi; Ascomycota; Sordariomycetes; Hypocreales; Nectriaceae.
AUGGGCUUCUCUCUAUCACGCUGGCGUCCUCAGCCAGAGACUAAACCAGCUGUUAUUGAUGCCGAUCAGAAUUAUACGUCUGAUAGCUCUGAUCCUGCGCUUCUUCGCGAUGGAAACCUUGCUUUUACGCGUGUCCAAGGAGGGAAUGACGCGAAGGCUUCUUAUCAGGAGGCUAUCGGUGCGCCUGUCGAGACAAACUCACCGCUGGGCUAUCAUGUUGGAUGGUUGACCAUCAUUUUCUUGAAUGUCAACCAGAUGAUUGGCACUGGUAUCUUUUCGACGCCUGGAAGCAUCCUCAACGCCACCGGAUCUGUAGGACUCGCUUUGAUCUACUGGUUCAUCGGCUUCAUCAUGGCCAUUGCCGGAUUCUGCGUGUAUCUCGAGUUUGCCAGUUAUUUCCCAAGUCGAUCCGGAGCCGAAGUUGUAUACCUCGAACAAGCAUACCCCCGACCGAAGCACUUCUUUCCGAUUGCUUAUGCAGUGCAAUCAGUUGUCUUGUCGUUCAGCAGCAGCAAUGCCAUUGUGCUAUCUCGAUAUCUCUGGAGAAUUGCAGGAAAGACACCUAGUGAUUGGGAGAUGAAGGGCGUAGCUAUCGCUGCGUACACGCUUGCUGUAAUUUGUGUGAUCGCUCACAACAAAUACUCCCUUUGGGCGGUCAACAUCCUGGGCUUCUUGAAGAUCAUUACCCUCAUCUUCAUAUCAAUCACUGGCUUUGUCGUUCUCGGCGGCAAUAUUUCUCGAAUCCCAGACCCUAACGCCAACUUUCGCAACGCAUUCGAGGGCACAACCAACAACGGCAACGACCUCUCAACCGCCCUGGUCAACAUUGUAUUCUCAUACACUGGCUAUGCCAACGCCUUCAAUGUCGUUAAUGAAGUUAAGAGGCCGAUCCCUACUAUCAAGAAGUACGGUUUCAUCUCUGUCCUUCUCGUUGCUGUUCUGUACAUGCUGUGCAACGUCGCAUAUUUCUCUGCUGUCUCUAAGGAAGAGUUUGCAGAGUCGAAUGAGAUCGCUGCAUCAGUCUUCUUCACCAGUGUCUUCGGUACUAGUGGUGCUGUUACAGCGUUGAAUGUUCUUGUGCUGCUGAGUGCGUACGGAAACCUCCUUGCUACACUAAUUGGCGCUUCACGAUUGAUUCGUGAGAUCGGACGCCAAGGAGUCUUGCCCUUCACUACUUUCUGGGUAUCAACGAAGCCCUUCGGAACACCCAUUGGACCCUAUCUACUGAAGUGGGCCAUGACGUUCAUCAUGAUCGUAGCUCCUCCUGCUGGUGACGCAUUCCAAUUCGGUGAGUUUUUCACAUCACAAGAUUCUGUUGUUCGCCUUGCUGACUGUAAGCCAGUCGUGAGUCUCAAGACAUAUCCCGAAGGUCUGUUCUUUUUGGCCAUGAGUAUCGGCCUCUACAUCGUUCGACGUCACAACAAGCGCGUAGGAAGAGGGCCUCCAGAGUUCAAGGCCUGGGAUGUCGCAGCCAUAUUUUUCAUUCUCAUUCAGAUCUUCAUCAUCGUCAUGCCAUGGUAUCCUCCCAAGGGCGGCCCAUACGCCGGCGACGUCAGUUUCUGGUACGCAACUUACUGCGUAGUCGGCAUCGCAAUCAUGAUUCUUUGUGGUGUAUACUACAUCUUCUGGAUCUACAUCAUUCCCAAAUGGAAGAGCUAUGCAAUUCGGCCGGAAGUUCUCGAAGUUGACAAAAAUGGCGCCAACACGCACCGCUUAGUCCGAGUGCCUCUGGUCGAGAUUGAGAAAUGGGACGCAGAGCAUGACGAGGCUGGAAAUCUGAGGCAGCGUCACGUUGGUGGUGGAUCAGUGCAGACAGGCGAGGUGCUUGAUCAGAAAGAGAUUUGA